Saccharomycodes ludwigii is the source of this 1044-nucleotide messenger RNA. RefSeq names its product conserved putative inositol oxygenase. Gene Ontology annotation, biological process: inositol catabolic process. The transcript has a single exon. NCBI's taxonomy places the organism in Eukaryota, Fungi, Ascomycota, Saccharomycetes, Saccharomycodales, Saccharomycodaceae. Gene Ontology annotation, cellular component: cytoplasm. The coding region runs from base 1 to 1044 and encodes 347 amino acids. The record is from RefSeq and is a predicted model, not a curated record. Gene Ontology annotation, molecular function: iron ion binding; inositol oxygenase activity.
AUGGAUAACGACAACAAGAAAACAAAAGAAGCACCCAAGAUAAUACAUGAGAAUGAAGGCCAUAUACUAGAACUUAUAGAUGAAGAUGUUCAAUCAGUUAACGCCUUCAGGUCACAAUUUAAAGAAGAAUCAUCUCCUGUAGUUCGAAACAACGAAGUCAAGAUAGAAAAAGAGAAAGAAGAACCUACAACUAAAAAAGAAACUUUCAACGAGAAUGGCAAAAGAAAGAUUGAUUUACAACAUAGUAAAGUCCUGAAAGAUGUGGACGAAACGCAGUUUAGACAAUAUCAGAAAGCCAAAUAUAGAGUUCGUAAUUUUUAUAAGGAGCAGCAUGAGAAACAAACCAUGGCAUAUAACCUUCAGGCAAGAAUAAAUUUCAAAACUAAAAAAAGAGCGUCCAUGCCCAUCUGGACUGCUUUAUGCAAACUAAGUAAGUUAAUUGACGAUUCUGAUCCAGAUACAGAACUUUCUCAAAUAGAUCAUGCAAUUCAAACAGCAGAAGCGAUAAGAGCAGAUGGCAAACCACGAUGGAUGCAAUUAGUUGGAUUAAUCCACGAUCUUGGCAAGAUUUUAUAUUUUUUUGAUAGUGAAGGCCAAUGGGAUGUAGUGGGUGACACUUUCCCAGUUGGAUGUGAAUUUUCCAAAGAUAUUAUAUUUCACGAGUUUUUCAAAAAUAAUCCUGAUUUCAAUCACCCCAUAUAUUCAUCAAAAUAUGGGAUUUACGAGCCACAUUGUGGACUAAAAGCAUUAAUGCUUUCUUGGGGACACGACGAAUAUAUGUACUAUAUAGCAAAGGGUCAAUCUACCUUUAAUGAUCAAGCUUUAGCAAUGAUAAGAUACCAUUCUUUUUACCCUUGGCAUAGGGAAGACGCCUACCGUCAUCUAAUGUGUGAUGACGAUUAUAGGAUACUGGAAGUUGUCAGAGAUUUUAACAAAUAUGAUUUAUAUUCCAAAAGUGAUUUGAGAUACGACUUGGCAGAAAUCAAACCCUAUUACUUGGAACUCAUUGAGGAAUUCUUCCCCAAUGAACUGGUUGAUUUUUAA